AUGGAUCGCUUCCGGAUGAUCUUCCAGUACUUCCAGUCCAACUCGGAGUCUGUAAUGAAUGGAAUCUGUGGGCUGCUAGCCCUGGCCAGUAUAAAGAUUUAUACCUGCUUUGACUUCAGCUGCCCCUGUCUGCCCCGGUACAACAUGGCCUACGGCUUGGGGAUCCUGUUCGUGCCACCCAUUGCCUUCUUCCUCUGUGGCCUCAUCCUCAACAGACAGUCUCUGGUGAUGCUGGACGAGUGGAGGCGGCCGCAGGGGCGCAGGAGGAAGGACCUGGCUGUCAUCAGGUACAUGUGCUCCUCCAUCAUGCAGCGAGCUAUGGUCGCCCCAGCCGUCUGGAUCGUGGUCGCCCUCCUGGAUGGCAAGUGCCUGAUCUGUGCCUUCAGCAGCUCCGUGGAUCCUGAGAAGUUCCCGGGCUUCACCAAUGUCACCAUAGAGCAGGCACAGGAGCUGCUUGCCAAGGUGCCCUGCAAGGAGGACGAGCUGGUGGGGAACAGCAUGUCCCGACGAGCCGUGUCCAGGUACCUGCGCUGCUGGUCCCAGGCCCUCGGCUGGAGCAUUUUGUUGAUGCUCAUCAUAGCAGCUUUCCUCGCCCGCUGGCUCAGGCCUUGCUUCAACCAGGCUGCCCUCCUGCAGACCCGUCACUGGAGCAACUACCUUGACAUUGAGCAGAAGAUUUUUGAGGAAACCUGCUGUGAGCACAGCCAGCUCUUUGCUCACAAAUGCAUCCUCCACUUCUUUGAAAGCAUGCAGGAAGAGGUCAGACAGCACAGCUUCGACUUGCCUAAGGAGGAAGAGGAAGAUCUUCUACGAGGCAUCACACACCAGGAUCAGGUGAACAAACUUCUGAAAACGUGGUAUUAUGAGAAACCUCCCUUGGAUGUGAGCCAGGCAACCCAGAGACAUCCCCUGGGCAGAGAGAGAUCUCCUCCACCCUGGGCAGGCAGCCCCCGUGUCCAGUCCAAAUUCCCCCAACACACCAAUGUGUAA
Messenger RNA from Cygnus atratus (black swan), 990 nucleotides. It is a transcript of the gene CALHM3, whose product is annotated as calcium homeostasis modulator 3. The record is from RefSeq and is a predicted model, not a curated record. Gene Ontology annotation, molecular function: monoatomic cation channel activity. Bases 1 to 990 code for a protein of 329 amino acids. Lineage: Eukaryota; Metazoa; Chordata; Aves; Anseriformes; Anatidae. The transcript is spliced from 3 exons.